Lactuca sativa (garden lettuce) is the source of this 809-nucleotide messenger RNA. RefSeq lists its product as uncharacterized. NCBI's taxonomy places the organism in Eukaryota, Viridiplantae, Streptophyta, Magnoliopsida, Asterales, Asteraceae. The record is from RefSeq and is a predicted model, not a curated record. Gene Ontology annotation, cellular component: endoplasmic reticulum membrane.
UUACUAGAUUUAUGCUGUCAAUAAUCUGCAUCGUCAACGAACAAUCAUCCCAUCACCCUCAACACGCAGAGCAGACCGUCAACAACUACACAUACGAUGGAGCAUCCACAAGUCACAACGAUUUCACCAUUCUUUGUAUCAAAACUUGACCUAAUUCCCUAUAGAUGGCGAAUUUGUAUGUACAAGCGGCGCCGCCGACGGAUCUCAACAGGAAUACGGAGUGGUUCACGUACCCCGGCGUCUGGAUCACCUACAUACUCAUCCUCUUCUUUGCUUGGCUAGCCGUUCUCUCCGUUUUCGGUUGUUCUCCUGGCAUGGCUUGGACCAUCGUCAAUCUCUCUCACGCUGUGAUGACAUACCAUUUCUUCCACUGGAAAAAGGGAACACCUUUUGCUGAUGACCAGGGCAUCUACAACAGGCUGACAUGGUGGGAGCAGAUUGAUAGUGGCAAACAGCUCACACGCAACAGGAAAUUUCUUACUCUUGUCCCUUUGGUCCUGUACUUGAUAGCAUCUCACACAACAGACUACCAGAACCCAAUGCUGCUCUUAAACACCCUUGCAGUUUUCGUGUUAGUUCUUGCCAAAUUUCCACACAUGCACAAGGUUCGCAUAUUUGGAAUCAAUGCUGAAGAGUGAAUUUUUUUUCCUCCUUUCUAAAAAUGGCUACACCUCUUUGUUUUCAAUUGCACACGUAACAUUUCAAACAUUAACCCAUUUGUUUUACAAUUGACUUGAUGAAUUUUGAUUGCAAGCUUUUAUCAAAUGUUACAUUCAUUAUAGUCCAAAGAUUUAGUUUCAGGGAUGAAA